CUUAUACUAAAAAAGAGGAUAUUGUGGAUCAUAGUUGUCUUUACUUUUAUUGUUGACAUCGCAUUUUGUCUAUUUUCUUUCAGAGAUCAGGACGACCUCAAGUUAAUAAAACAACCAGUAGGUGGCAGUAAUGACAGCCACAAGAUUCAGAUCUCCUGGUUACAGCUAAUGAAGAAUGAAGAACGAACCAGGCCAGGGAAGGGCGGUUACAUGCUGAAGUUCACCUCCGGUAAAGUGCACCGGCCGGUAUAUUUCCGGUCUAACCUGGACACCUACGGUCCGCAUUUAAGUCUAAAAAUGUGCGCGUUUUUCGAAAACUACAUGUUGUUCUACAAAACCGGGUGGUAGAGUCUUUAGCUAACGUAUUUUCACACCUCCUAACAAAGUGUGACGUCUAUAACCCAGUAAGUUAUUUCAAACGUUCGUGUACACGUAUGGUGUUGUUAGCGGUGGUGUUGGUGUUAGCUAAAGACUCCACAACCAGGAUUUGUAGUACAAUACGUGGUUUUCGAGAAACGCGUAAGUUUUUAGACAAGUCUGCAGUUUGCCGCAUAAAUGCGGACCAAUGGUCUCCCUGUUAGACCGUAGGUGGUGUGAGGAUGGCGGACCCGGAGAUUUACCGGCCGGGUCGGAGGUGGUCCGGUCUUGCCGGAGAUGCACUUUAACGGGGGUGAAGUUGACAAAACAAAAUAUUGUAGUUAUUGGACAAAAUGCAGACGUCACUAUAAAGUUGACUUGAUCGGAUCUUUUGGUUCAUUUCAGCAUGUGUGUAUUGACGCAGUUUCCUUGUUCUAGUGAAGGCCAUUAGAGAUAGUGGGUUCUUUAUGUUAAGAAAUGGCUUGGUUGAUGUCAAACAUCUUUGACUCGAGGGCAUCACAUAACACUGACUCUGUGGAAUCAGUCUGGACUCGUGCUGUGGCCUGUAAAGUGAAAACACUGACAUGACAACAGUGAGGUAAGACGGAUUUUCGUCCUGAGCUUCGUCCUGAAACUGAAAUAGUUUCUAACCACAGAAACGUAGAAACUUUUGGAGACAACUGUCCAGUGAUCAUCUCAGAUGUGGGGAAGGACAUGUUCGGAGUGGACUGGGACAGUACUGUGCCUGGGACUGAUCCUGUCUACUCUUUUUGCCGAAGGCAGCGUGCUGAUAGUGCACUGUCACCCUGGGAUGCGGGCCACUCUACCCUGUCCGUACCACUAUGAGGAGCAUGUCCAGGUCCCUCAGCUAUCUGUGCAGUGGAGGAGUCCAAACAACCAGCUGCUGUGUCACUACAUCAAACACAAAUCUUAUCAGAACUGCAGCUCAGGCUACACCAUCGUCUACGUGCCCGGCAGCAUCAGGCUCGUGGUCCAGCAGCUGGACCUGGACGACUUUGGCGUUCACGUCUGCUCCGUGGGAAAGAAACACGAGUUUUCUGACUACAGGAUCGAGGUGGUCAGAGUAUCAGAAGCUGGCACUAAAGAGCCAAAUUGUGGAGGAAAUCUUCUGGGUGGAACAUCAUCAGUCGUUCUGCUCCACCUCUGUUUUUUUAUAGUCAUGACGUAAAACAAGAAAGAGAGAAAAGAAGAAGAAAGAGAGGAAGAAGAAAAUUAGAUUUUUCUCAUUUGUAAAAAUAUGUUUUAUUAACAGGAGGUGUAAAAACAAUCAACAAAUUAACUUAGGGGCUGUGCAAGUUUAAGUCCACUGCCAGGAAGAGGAAGAAGAAGAAUUAUGUUUUGGUAUUCAGUGAAAGUGCACCCCCUCACCCCCCAAAAAAGUCUGCUCUGAUUUACAUUAUUAUAGAAUUGGGCAAAUAUAGCGUACAAAUAUCUGUCAGUGGAAUAUUAAAACAUUUACAAACAACAGUUACAGUGACAUACUUAUACAGAACAUAUACAGUGUGUGUGUGUGUGAUGUAUGGAUUUCCCAGCUUACUGCUGACUAAACCUCUUUGUUUCUUUGUCUCUCUGCUGCCUGUGUCCUCAGAUACUCUGUAGAGCUAAACCGUCUAAUGUCAACAACAGGGUGGGUGUGUGGACAGCUGCCAGAGCAGUAAAUACAACCAUAUGUCACAUAUAUACAUGUUACAUAUAUAUGUGACCUAUAUAGCUGCCUGGCUGAGGUCGAAUGAGGAGAGUCGUUCUCCUUCAGUCACAAUCUCGUCUGUGUAAUUUGGAGCUGCUGUGGCCUGGUGUGAACUCAGGCUGCAGGACUCCUGGAGGAGGAGAUGGUGUCAGGUUUAACCUCGCUGAUCUGAGAGCUUCUCCGAGCCUUGGACAAAGUUUAGAAAAAGCUUCUACAACGGCAUCUUCAUGCGGACUAAUAAUCCGUCGUCUCUCUGGGUACUUUACCGCCUAACGGCAGUACAGUUCGAUGAUUCAUUGUUUUUAAUAAUAAUUUGUAUAAUGAAUAUCCAGCUCAACCUGCAGCUUACUGCAGAGAUAUUAAACUCCUUUUAUUUAAAAAAGUGACGAUAAUAAUAAUAAUUCAUUUAAACGUGUUGUUAUUAUAUUACGAUCUUUUUUUUAAAGCUCGUCCGUGAACGCACCACCAGCUUUAUUUUUGGAAGGUCACGUGCAAUUCAGCGGGAAUAAAUAAUGUCGUCUUAACGUUCGUGGUCACGUGUUACGACGGCGGUGGCGUUUCUUUUUAGUAUGGGUCCAGACAGGGCGACAUACAGGGGCGGAGACGAAGGACGUUGUACCGGGAGUCUGGAAGUAUAAACAGCAGCAGAAAGAGCAACUGCAGCAUUUCCCGCCCCUCUUUCAUGCUCUCUCUGUGGACCAUCAGUUUGUUACUUCAGGUCCAGACGUUCGUCUUGUCAACCACCGAGCAGAACAAUUCACCCCCGAACGUGGAGAUGGUCUUCUGCUGACUCACCGUUUGCCUCGCAUCAUCAUGUCGUCCACGGACUCAGAUCAGCGUAGAGACAGGCUGACCAGUGUAGAUGACAGCCAAUCAUCAUCCUCAUCAUCAGAGACCAGUGUUGAUGCGGAGGCCGUCCUUCAGACUGGAGGCUCCCAGCAGACACUUCCUGUCUGGUCCAGGAAGAGAGCCCCGACGUCCAGCUGUGAUGAUGCCUGUGAAGGAGUGGACAGUGAAAGUGAAGUGUUCUCAAAGAAGUGCCUGGAGCUGCAGUGCUACAUCCAGCCUCUGUCGUCCAUCCUGCAGGGCCUGACGUCAGGGAGGUUCUCUGAACGACUGGGCAGUUUCCAGGAGAGUCUGGCUACAGACCGUAUCCAGAGAAUACUGGGGGUCCUUCAAAAGCCUGACGUCAGUGUCAGUGGUCCACUCCCCAGGAUCAUUCUUAUAAUAGCAGAAAUGCUUCAAAGUUGGUUUCCUCACAUCAAACCAGAUCUGCAGCAGAAACAGAACCACACACCAGCCAAGAAAACAAAGCAGAGCGAGGUCUGCUCCGCUCCUCCUUCACCCAGGGCUUAUCUGAGCUUCUCCUCCCCACACAUCUGCUCCUUAAAGACUACAGAGUUGGUUGUCGGUCAUCCCCCCUCCUCCUCCCUCCCACAAGCUCACCACAGACAGGAAGUAACUCAGGACAACGAUGUCUCCUCCAGUACGGACUCGCACACCUGCUCCCGGCAGAGCCUCCUCUCUCGGGCUCGUUGUUCACCUCGUCUGCGGAGACGCCUGCAGACCAACGACAGAGUCACUGCCGUCAGGACGGAGGCCGGCGAAUCAGACGUCGGCUGAUUGGUGGAUCUCACAGGAAGACCUGGAAACAGCCGUGCACGUUAGUGUGUCUGUGUAACAAGUAGGUCUUGGUGGAGGUUGACUGUUAAACACCAGUUUGUUCACUUUUAUAACUUUUUAAAGUUUUUACAAAUGUAUGCAUUUUAUAGACGCUUUUAUUCGCUUUGAAUAAAGUGUUCUGCAUGUAAAUGUUUUGUUUUGUUUUUUUUUACACUUUCUACAAAACCACAAAGGUGAAACAGGAGAAAGUUUGUGCACAUUUGAUUUUUUUUUAAUUUUCAUUGCUCAAAAAGAAACAGCAUUUGUGAUUUUUUUUUUUAUUCUGAAAGUAAACAUCUUCCUGUUUCAGUGUUCAGAAGAACAGCACAGGAACGCAGUGUUGGUUGUUCUUGUUUGCUUGGGAAACUCAGCAGAGCAAUGAACACAAUAAAUAUAGAUAUUAAUG
Molecule: messenger RNA, 4133 nt
Organism: Cynoglossus semilaevis (tongue sole)
Lineage: Eukaryota; Metazoa; Chordata; Actinopteri; Pleuronectiformes; Cynoglossidae
Exons: 10
Coding region: 2879-3688 (269 amino acids)
Biological process (GO): circadian regulation of gene expression; negative regulation of DNA-templated transcription
Cellular component (GO): nucleus
Molecular function (GO): RNA polymerase II cis-regulatory region sequence-specific DNA binding
Source: RefSeq, a predicted model, not a curated record